UUUCCUUUUCGGCAAAAACGAUCGACCUCACACUCGAACCCGAUUGUGACCAUGCUCCAUGCCGACAUUAUAAGGGCAAAUGAUACUCGACUCACUACUCAUCUGCGAGCAUAUACCCAUAAUUACGCGAAGAUCAUCGCGCUCAUCAAUCCGGCAACGCCGCAAUAUUAUUAUAAUCAUCAUUAUCAUCAUUAUCAUCCUGAUUUUCUCCCCAUUGACCUUACUCCGAGGUCAUGACUUAUGCUCACCGGAUUGGGUUACUGUGUAGAUCACCUUCACUAUGGAGAUAUAAAAACUGCCUGCAGCUGUCAAUCCCUUGUGGUUCAGUGCCACGCAUACGCCUCGGGUUGGGGACCCAUUCAAAGCC
Aspergillus brunneoviolaceus CBS 621.78 is the source of this 367-nucleotide messenger RNA. RefSeq lists its product as uncharacterized. The transcript has a single exon. NCBI's taxonomy places the organism in Eukaryota, Fungi, Ascomycota, Eurotiomycetes, Eurotiales, Aspergillaceae. The coding region runs from base 80 to 268 and encodes 62 amino acids. The record is from RefSeq and is a predicted model, not a curated record.